CUCAUUUCAAUAUGGAGGCUUUUGCCGGGCAGUCUGACAGAUCAGACCAUGCCAUGGUAGCUAAGGCCUAAUACGUAGAUGUUUUGUGUCCGGAAGUAAUAACAUAUUCCAUGAAUUAGACAUCAUGUAAUCGUCUGCUCCUGUUUCUUUUACUUCUAUGGGCUGUGUGUGUGAACUUCAUCGUCUGUCCUGUGUGAAUAAAUAACUACAGAAUGAGUCUUGGUUUUGUUGGCCGACUUUUCUCUGGAAUCAAAGGGUAUUACAAUGAAAUCAAUGGUGCUACACUGACUGGUGCAAUUGAUGUCCUAAUAGUAGAGCAAGAAGAUGGAACUUAUUUGUCAUCACCAUUCCAUGUUCGCUUUGGGAAGAUGGGUGUUCUGCGGUCAAGAGAGAAAGUGGUUGAUAUUGAGAUCAAUGGUGAAGUGGUUGACCUACACAUGAAACUUGGGGAGGCAGGAGAGGCAUUCUUUGUACAGCAAGUCUGUGAGCCGUCAGAGGAGUUCCCUGAGUAUCUGGCAACAUCACCGAUUCCCUCCUCCAUGGCACUUAUGAUGGGCGGUGUAGAGGGCUUGAAGCUUCAGGCACAACAGUCCGAUGAAGCCAAGGUCACCGAGUGGCAGCAGAGGUCAUUACAUGGAGCCAUUCCUGAAAACACAGAGGACGAGGCGUCCCUCAUUCACACAAUAUCAUUGAAAGACCUCAAGUCUGAUAGCUCACAUGAUGAAUUGUCGUCGUCAAGCAAACAGAGGCGGAAAGUGUACACAAAGAAGAAACAAAAGUCAGGUAAAUGCUCUCCAAGAACUCAUCUAACUGGAUCAGACCAAGACGGUGUUUUCGAGAUGGACACGUCUGAGUCCUCAGAUGAAGAGCUGAAGAAACUGUCUGUCAUGUCAAAGAGCCUCAGUAUGCCAUUACCCCAGUCAGCAGAAGACAAGCCCCACAUCAAGAGCUGGAGGAAGAGUUCGACUAUUGAGGCAUUUAUGCAUCCCUUGAGUGAGCCGGAGAUGGACCCUUUGGAUGCUGGCAGCCCACUUCCAUCCCGCUGCCCGAGCCCCAAGAGUGACACUGAGGUUGAUCUUCAGCGUGUGGAGGACUCGCAGCGUUCGCUGCUGAUGGAAGAUAGCGGCACCUGGGAGUGGGGAGCCUUUCCUACACCCCCACCAUCUGAGAUGAAGGUCCCAGAAAUAGACCAUCAGGUUAAAGAGGACGAGGGCUCUAAGCAACAGGCUGGUGGUCUGUUCAAGUUAUGGAAAAAGACGCCAGACAAGGACAUCAAGAGAGAGACAAAGGAGAUCUACCUGGAUGAACUGACUUUAGAAGACCCAGAGAUGGCCAAAAUAUACCUUGGUACUCCUAAAGGGUUCCAGUCAAUCAAGGAGAAAGAAGAUGACACAGAAUCUGGCCGGGGCCCCUCCCUCCCACAAUCUCCCCAUUCUGUAGAAGGAGCCAUUGGUGGGCCAUCCGUGAGCUUCCUGCAGUCUGAGGUUCGCCAUCUUGGCCGCGUGUCACUGUCGCUCUGUGGUGGCCUUGGUGACCCUGAUGGUGUCAACCUUGACAAGUUCAUGCAGAAGGUUGUGACCUUUGACGACCUCAGUGAUAGCCCAAAUAUGAUAACGAACCCCGACUUGGUUGUCAAGGUAGAUGAUGGGUAUUUCAACUGGGCAACCGCCUCACCGAUGAUUCUAUCACAGAUCGUCUUCCGACAAGAUCUCCCAGAGAGUACAAGUCAGUCACUGAUCAAAGAGCACAUGCCCAAGAAGGAGAAGAAGAAGGGCUACUCUUGGUUCUCGUGGCGCCGUGGUGAGAAUGCUGUACCCCCCUCGUCUGCUUCCAGUGCUUCAGAGCUCAACAUAGACACAUCCUCCAACAAGUCGAACCUGAGUGACGUGGGCAGCCCCCCUACAAGCCCCCCUCCCAGUGUGACCAGCACUCCACGCAAGGUUAAGAAGGACAGCAAUGCUGAAGGUCUAGAAGAGCACCACACCUCCAGUGAAGCAGACACAGACCAGUCAGAGAAGGAUAGCAUCGGCAGUCCAAAGACAAGUAUGGUCGAACCCAGCAGUGCCAAGACUAGUAUUGUCGAAACUAGCAAUACCAAGACUAGUAUUGUUGAAGCUGGCAGUCCCAAGACUAGUAUUGUUGAAGCUGGCAGUCCCAAAACUAGUAUUGUUGAAGCUGGCAGUCCCAAAACUAGUAUUGUUGAAGCUGGCAGUCCCAAGAGUCUGUCCCCAGGUAGUCCACGGUCAGGCAGUGUCAGUCCCAGCUCCCGUGCCAGCAGUGUCAAGAGUGACCACAGCGGUCACAGUGUCAAGAGUGACAGUGCUUUCAGCUUGAGUGCCAAGAGUGAUGUGGUGGUCAGUGCCAAGAUUGAGGAACAAGCUGCCAAGAAUGAAGCCAAAUCUGAUGAUGAGGAUUCUUUGAAACCUGAUAAAUUCAAGAAGACUCUCCGGCUUUCAUCAGAGCAGAUUGCCAAGCUGAAAUUGAAGGAAGGCCAGAAUGAAAUAUCCUUCUCUGUCACAACACAGUACCAAGGCACAACACGCUGUACGUCUCACAUCUAUCUGUGGAAAUACAGCGACCACAUUGUGGUGUCCGAUAUCGACGGAACUAUAACUAAGUCUGAUGUCCUGGGUCAGAUACUGCCCAUUAUAGGGAGAGACUGGUCACAGUCCGGCGUUGCAUCCCUCUUCACAAGGAUACAUAAGAAUGGCUACAAGUUUCUGUACCUCUCUGCACGAGCUAUAGGCCAGUCCCGUAUCACCAAGGACCUGCUGAGAGGCAUCAAGCAGGGGGAGCUGGUGCUUCCUGAAGGGCCUCUGCUGCUCAACCCUACAUCUCUCAUCAGUGCUUUCCAUAGGGAGGUGAUCACCAAGAAGCCAGAAGAGUUCAAGAUCAGCUGUUUGAAGGACAUUAAUGCCCUGUUCACUCGAAGUCCUUUCUAUGCUGGGUUUGGCAACAAGAUCAAUGAUGUCUGGGCAUACAGAGCUCUCAACAUCCCCAACUUCCGUAUCUUUACCAUCAACCAUCGCGGAGAGUUACGCCACGAACUGUCAAACACGUUUCAGUCAUCUUAUACCCGUUUGAGUGAUGUCGUUGAUUACUUCUUCCCCCCUGUGGAGAAGAAGACUCAGGCAUGUCUGGAAGAAUUCAGCUCUGUGAGUUUCUGGAGGGAACCACUGCCUUCCAUUGAUCUCGAGCUGAUUGAUGAAACAAAAGUAGGCAAAGGUGACGGUCGAAAAGUGGAAGCAAAGAAGGAAAUCAAGAGAUGACCACUUGAGAAAGCACCACUAGCCAGAAUGGCCACCCUAGAUCAGGUGGACAGCAGGACUCGUCGGUCAGCCAGAGUGUGGACGUUACCACUGCCGUUUAUGUCCUAGUGUAAUUUAUCUUCAUCACCUACCCGAGUUUAGUCCCUCGGACAUUGUGUAGUCACUUGGUGCUGGUCAUCCUGUGUUCUAGAAUGAACUCAUCGCUUUAGGUCAAGAUAAACGGUCACAAUGAUCCCCAUUGUCUCUUUUGAGGAAAUAAGGGUGAGAUAUAGGUAAACCGAGUUUUGUUAAGACACCUCAGGAAGCUCAUCGAGGAGAGACAGAGGAAGUGCCUCAGCUCCAGGCUAGCUUCAGGCUAUACAAACCUCACUGGGCUCUGCCUUAAAGUCAGUUGAACAAAGAGGAGGUAACUCCCAACAUUGUGCAACCAACUACAUCCUGAUGUCCCUUGAUGCAAAUCUGAAAAGCCAGGUCACUGAAUAUUUCCAAUACCUUGGCUAUCAUGCUGACAUCCUGAAUGUGUUCUUUCACAAAUUCUAGUCUUUGAUCAGGCAUUUACAUGGAUCGUCAGUGGCAAAUUAAGACGUAUUCCAGGAUAUUUACUGAUCAAACUGUCUGGUCCAGAUUGUUGAUAUAUUGUAGCAUUAGGACAUGUCACUGCUUGAUGUAGAAUUGUACACCGUCUAUGCAAAGUCACACUUCAAGGCUUGAUGGAAACACACUGGACAAUCAGUCUACUUGAAUAUUAGUGACACAAUGUUAUAGAUAUGUUGUGAAAGUGAUAAUGGCAUUAACUAUAGCUGUAUAUAGUGUAUUCCCAGUGAUACAACCUAUACCCCCGUGAUACAAAAUGUGCCAGGCUGUGACAACUAGGCUGUCUCUUCAUCUUUCAACAAUGAUGGGAAUGACACCCUUCCCUUAAUUAAUUACUCAUACUAACACACAUGGAUGAUUUACUAAUAUCACUUUGUAAAAUCUUCCAUGUUAAUCCAGAUGGGGGAUUCCACCAUGACCAUUUUUAAAAAUGAACUGUUACAAGAGUUACUUCCCUUUAUUUGAAGCAGUGGCUGCAACUGUAUGAAGCAUUCCUAUUGGACUGUAGGAGAGUUAUCUCCCUUUGCCGGACAUAUUACCCAUAUAUUCAGUGUGCCCCAGAGUUGAACUAACAGCUGACCAAUGUCAAUAACAAUGCAACCCUGACCAAAACAAAAUCUCCAAAGAUGACCAUCAUACCUCAUUAGUUAUGGUUGGCACUGAAAUCUAGUUACCAUGGUUACUUACUAAAAAAUGAGUGUUGAUACCAUGACACAUGGAGUAACACAACUUAAUGAUGUAAUGACUGCCAUGUUUACAUUGUAAACUUUGUAAGUCUGUCAGCCCAUACGAACAAAUAAGUUCAGAAAAUGUGACAGCAUAAUGUCAGCCUAAUGAAAUCAUGCUCUGUAUGUUUAUGACUUGUAUUCAUAUAUGUCAAACAGAUGGUUUUUCAUAUUCAAAUCAUGAUUUUAACUGUCCUAGCCAUAUUGUACUUACUGUUGAAUCUACAAUCAUUGUUCUUUGUCAUAACAAGGAGCACUUAGUGUAUGAACAUGGAGUAUUUGAUACACCCAGAGCGACAAGAUCGAGAAGCUGUGAUGUAAUUGGAGUAUUGAUACGAUGAGGCUAUAAUACUGUAUUUUCAGUAACCCGUGUCAAAUGUGAUAUGUUCCAUGAGACUGCUCAAUGUCUCUCUUAAAUGGUACAUGGAUGAUUCAGCAUGUCUAAAGCAUCCCCUUAAAAACUAUCUCCCACGCAGCAGUCAGGGCAUGGUAAGACGGUAGUAAGAGUUAUCCCCCCUGCAAUCAGCAUUGUGCUAUCUGUGAUUGGUGUUACGUCUCAUAUUGCUCAUGCACAAGUCAGCAUUUCAUCAUAGUAGAUCUUAUUUUUAUAUACAUAAGUAUUAGAGGUGUAAAAUGUUCCAAUAACCAAAGAACUAAUAGAUGAAGCUGCUGACUGUAGAGAUGGUUCCGUGUGAUAUUGAUGUUGAUGGAAGCAUAGUUAGCUGUAUCGGGAUGCUACAUCUGGGAUGAUAAGAAGGAUAGUAAAUAUCAUGCUUCAGAUAAAUCACCAUCUUCUACUUCAUCCUUCUUCAUUUCAUAUUAAUUAUUUGAAAUUACCACUCCUUGUGAUAAUCGUAAUUCAAGAAGCUACUUCAUUGGAUAUUUGGUUAACCAUUCACGCAUCUCAUGAUGAAGUAGAAGCGAUCAUUAGUGAAUUAAUGCUGCUGCUACUGCUGCUACAAUGUCUUGCCAAUCUUCUCUCCUGAUGUGAUACCUUGUCUGAUUCAUCUGUCUCACGUGGCUGGUACUUCUGUGUACUUAUUUAAUUCAUGCAAAGCAGUACAAGUAUUUAAUCUUCAUCAUAUUUCAGACUUUCAAGGUAGAAUAGGCAUACAUCUGUGUAUGAAUCAUUGAAGUUUUACUAUUGUGUGAUCAUUACAAUUUGCUCCUCAAUGAUAGGUAUUGUGAUGGCAGAUAAUGUGACCUACCCUCAGUGUACAUUCAGUGAGAAACAGAUGAUCUCAUUUGUUAACCUUAGGGUUACCCUGGUGAAACUCCAUUUUGUCCACAUAUAGUCUGACCCGUCAUUGAGACCCCCCCAUGACACCACCACAUCAUCCAGUGUAUAUUAGCAUCCAUCACUUCUAUUAAUCACACGUUUUUAUUUUUAUUAUACAACCUUGCAUUUCUCCUAUGGUAGAAAUUGACAAUAUUUUCACCUUCUCUUCUAAGCCUGCUGAGACGAACUUAGCAUGUUCAGCAAGAGUAUGUUCCUGACAGGAUGGUUUUGUAUUCCUUAGUCUAAUCAUAUUCACCGCUAUAUGGAAUGGUGUUGUCUAGUGCUAUGCUAUUACUGUGACGGUUUACGUAGUGUGUGUUUGCUGUUUGUUGAUAAAUGUGUGUAUAUGGUGAAACCUCUUUUAUCUAGACGACGACUCUGAGUGAAUUAGUCUAGAGGAACUAAGUUUCCGAUUAUUGGGUCAGGGUAUGAAGUAGUGUUGCUGUACAUAUGUAGACUCUCUCGACAAGAUUGUCUGGAAGGCGAUGUUUCUGGACAAACGAGGUUUCACUAUAAUGUGAUCUGUACAUAUCGUGUUACUGUAUAUUAAACUGUCGAGUACACUAUCAUCUUCAUAAUACCUACACCUCUGUAUUGUGGACAGGACGCCAGGGAGUAGACAGAGGCUGUUUCAGUGCAUUUGACUCAAAAAUAUAUUUUACACGUUCUCAAAUUGGACUUGGACAUUCCUUGAUUGUAUUUAUCGUCUUUGAUUCCCCAAAAGAUUAGAUACUUUCAGAGUCACUGAUCAGUUGUUAUGGCGCUGUGAUAUGAGGUGUGCCUGUCCUGUUUGUAGAGGUGUAGGGACAUCAGUACGUAUGCAGGCUGAGCCUGAGAGCUAUCACAGUAUUGCAGUUCGGGUAAAAUUAGAAAAUAAUAUUUAGAAAUGGUGUACAUUUCGUGAUUACUGACUUGUUGGGAAAGACGACAAAACAUGAACAUUCUUUAUCCUUUCAUGACAGCCCAAUUGUUUUUUUGUUUUCUGAGUUUACCCUAAACAUGCUAAAUUUUCUAAAUUAAAAAUUAUAUAUACAAAUUUCAAAAACGUUUUUUUGCUUGUAUUUUUUCAAUACAAGUUUUAAUUUUUCUUCAUUUUGGGAAAAUUUAUGUUGCCACUUGCUACUUUGUUUAUUAACCAAGAGAAAAACAAAUAAGAAAAUAUAUUGAUGUGGCCUAAAUGGGAAUUCUGUAUACCAUUUUAGUAAUAGUUUGCAAGUAUGUGAACUAGCUUGAUCAUUUAAAUGAAGGUCAUGGAGUAAUCACAUUCCUAGGCUCGUGUACCUGCACACGGCGGCUUGUGCACCCUGUGUUGGUGUGCAGUGCUGUGCUCAUUGCAUGUUGCAGACAGUGCAUAAUGUCCCCGAUUCCUUGGGAUGCCGACAGUCUGUGUUCUCCUCUCAUCGUGUGUACAUGUGAUCAUCAUAAAUGUGUUAUUGACUAUUUUGUUAUCAAGUACAACUAGAAUUAUCUGGUUAUGAUACUGUUAUUUUGUUUCAGCUGAUGGUGUAUGUUUUAUGUACCCACAUGAAUAAAUGAACUAUUAUGAA
Haliotis rufescens (red abalone) is the source of this 7414-nucleotide messenger RNA. RefSeq names its product phosphatidate phosphatase LPIN3-like. The coding region runs from base 213 to 3269 and encodes 1018 amino acids. Gene Ontology annotation, molecular function: transcription coactivator activity; phosphatidate phosphatase activity. Lineage: Eukaryota; Metazoa; Mollusca; Gastropoda; Lepetellida; Haliotidae. The transcript is spliced from 16 exons. Gene Ontology annotation, biological process: cellular response to insulin stimulus; triglyceride biosynthetic process; positive regulation of transcription by RNA polymerase II. Gene Ontology annotation, cellular component: nucleus. The record is from RefSeq and is a predicted model, not a curated record.